AUGGCCCGGUCAACAAGCCAAGCAUACAAGCACUUCCAGCGCGCUCUGGCGCUGUGGCCGAAAGACAACCUCCGCCCCGAAGUCCAGUUCCCCGAGUUCGCCGCCCGCGGCCUCGAGAGGAGGUUUGCCAACCCCGCCGUCGACGAGUUGAGCGAGCUGAAGCAGGCCAACGCCCUGUACGCCCUGGCCGACGACAGGUUCAAGAAGCAGUUUCCCUUGAAUGGCGAGCUGCUGCAGCCCAAGAGCCAGCCCACAUACUUCAAUGAUUUGCUGAGAGAGCUGGAGGAGGCCCCCACGAGAGGCUGGCUGCAGAACAUGUCCAAGAAGCUCAGCGGCAUGUUCAGAUUCCAGUAA
This is a messenger RNA of Colletotrichum aenigma, 354 nucleotides long. RefSeq lists its product as uncharacterized. Gene Ontology annotation, molecular function: ribosome binding. The record is from RefSeq and is a predicted model, not a curated record. Gene Ontology annotation, biological process: mitochondrial respiratory chain complex III assembly. Bases 1 to 354 code for a protein of 117 amino acids. Gene Ontology annotation, cellular component: Cbp3p-Cbp6 complex; mitochondrion. Lineage: Eukaryota; Fungi; Ascomycota; Sordariomycetes; Glomerellales; Glomerellaceae. The transcript has 3 exons.